Rotaria sordida is the source of this 255-nucleotide messenger RNA. NCBI's taxonomy places the organism in Eukaryota, Metazoa, Rotifera, Eurotatoria, Philodinida, Philodinidae. The record is from the annotation of a GenBank genome assembly.
AUGGUAUUUGAUUCUGAAAGAGCUAUCGCAUUUAAGGCGGCAACUGAUGGAUCAAUAGUUGCUGAAAAUACAACAGAUUCACGUCCACCACCACCAGUAAAAACCACAACAACUAUAAAUCGUGUUUCUCUUACUGUUCAAAUUGCAGUUCCAGUAGCUAUAGCUGGUGGAACACUAUUGAUUGGUUUUGGUCUAAUUAUUUAUGCUGUUAUAUCAGGUGGGCAUGGUAUAUUUUUCUUAACACGAACACGAUGA